Messenger RNA from Porites lobata, 1530 nucleotides. Lineage: Eukaryota; Metazoa; Cnidaria; Anthozoa; Scleractinia; Poritidae. The record is from the annotation of a GenBank genome assembly.
AUACUACCAGUUAUAUUUCACAAUCUUCAAGGUUACGACGCGCAUUUAUUUAUAAAGCAACUUGCUAAAAUUCAAGGAAAAUUAGAUUGUAUUCCAUCUACGGAAGAAAAUUAUAUAUCCUUUUCUAAAAAUAUUAAAGUUGGUAAGUAUGAAGAUUAUACUGGAUUAACUUUACCAAUAAAUUUCGAAAUUCGUUUUAUAGAUUCGUUUAAGUUUCUUCAAACAUCUCUUGCUAAUCUUGUUUCAAAUUUACAACCAGAUGAUUUUCAUAAUACAAAACGAGAGUUCAAGAAGAAUGUAGAUCUACUCACUCGGAAGGGAGUUUAUCCUUAUGAUUAUGUUUCAUCGCUUGAAAAAAUGUCCGAAACACAAUUACCUCCAAAAGAAGAAUUUUAUUCGAAACUAAAUGAGGAAGACAUAUCCGAAGAUGAUUACCAACACGCAAUAAACGUGUGGAAUACUUUUAAUUGCAAAACAAUCAAAGAUUAUCACGAUCUUUACCUAAAAUCCGAUGUGUUACUAUUAGCCGAUGUGUUUGAGAAUUUCAGGAAAACUUGUCUAAAACAAUACAACCUUGAUCCAGCUCAUUAUUACACAUCUCCAGGUUUAGCUUGGGAUGCUUGUCUCAAAGAAACAGGGCAGGAAUUACAGUUACUACAUGAUUAUGAUAUGCUCAUGAUGAUUGAAAAAGGUAUUCGCGGUGGAAUAACUCAUAUAUCAAAGAGAUACGCAGAGGCGAAUAACAAAUAUAUGAAAAAUUACGACCCCCAAAAACCGUCUACAUUUAUUCAAUACCUCGAUGCAAAUAAUCUUUACAGUUGGGCAAUGUCACAAAAUCUUCCAACAAAUGGAUUCAAAUGGAUGACUAACCUAACAAAAGACAAACUCAUGGAAAUCCUAGAAAAAACAAAUCAUAGUAUGUCAAAUCGAGGAAAAAAAGGCUACGUCUUUGAAGUUGAUUUGGAAUAUCCUAAAAAACUAUGGGAAACACAUAAUGACUAUCCUCUUGCACCUGAAAAGAUGAAUGUUAAUGGAGUUGAAAAACUAAUUAGCCAUUUUAAACCAAGAAAAAAUUACGUUGUCCAUUAUCGAAAUCUUAGACAAUAUCUUGAAAUGGGAAUGAGGAUAACUGCUGUUCAUAGGGGAAUAACUUUUAACCAAAGUCCUUGGAUGGAACCCUAUAUCAGAAAGAACACAGAACUAAGAAAAACAGCGGCUAACAGUUUUGAGAAAGACUUUUUUAAACUCAUGAACAAUUCAGUGUUUGGAAAAACAAUAGAAAACAUACGAAAAAGACAAAAUAUAGUACUUGUUGAUAAUCGUAAGAUAGCUGCUAAACUAAUAAGUCGUCCGAACUUUGAUAGGGCUACGAUAUUUGAUAAAAAUUUUAUAGCUGUUCAUAUGAAAAAAACAGAGGUCUAUUUUAACAAACCAGUCUAUGUUGGUCAAGCAAUCUUAGACUUAUCCAAAACCUUAAUGUUUGAUUUUCACUACAAUUAUAUAAAAGACAAAUACGAUACAAAAGCGGAG